Messenger RNA from Salmo salar (Atlantic salmon), 2607 nucleotides. The record is from RefSeq and is a predicted model, not a curated record. NCBI's taxonomy places the organism in Eukaryota, Metazoa, Chordata, Actinopteri, Salmoniformes, Salmonidae.
GAGUUUUUUUUUUUUUUACUAACAGACAACGAGCAGAGAGAAAUAGAGGAGGAGGAGAAGAAGAAUUUCGUAACCGGGGGUAGUUUUGUUUUCGUGCCAGUCUCGACUAUCUGUCAUUUGGAGUUUUCUGUUUUCCAAACGGCGAUCGGUUGACCGAUACGUUAUAACACGGUUUUGUUAUUUUCGACUGCGACACUUUUUUUUUUUUUAACAGAACGGAAUUAUAAACGGAUUUAUUUUUUAUUUUUUAUUAACCCAUACUCACGGAGACAGUUACUAAGAGAUUUAAACAACGGGAAUAAUUCACUAAUAAACACACAAUAUUCUCCAUUGUAAAAGGUCUGGCUGCAGCCAUGAUGGUGUAUGACUACCCACUGAAGACAGACAUGGAGACGGUGAGACUGGAGUCUCUCUAUCAGUCUUAUCCCUCAGUAGUGAACAGCGUUAUCUUCACCCCUCACCCCUACCACCCCACACAAUACGCACACACACACACCUUCUCCCCAUCACACGCACUCACACACACCCAGUCCGCCAACCCCACCUCACAUACACAGCUCGAACCGGUCGACUUGUCGGUCAGCAAACGACCCUCUCCUUCCUCCUCCUCCUCCCCCUCUUCUUCUUCCUGUUCCUCCACUUCCUCCCCUUACAGUCGUUCCUCCCCCCAGCCCUCCCCAGCCCUCCAUUACCCCGUGUUGUUAGGCUCCGGCCCCGGGGUCGUCCAGGGUUCAGGGGUCAUGCUGUCCCAGGUCAUGCUGCAACCCUUGUCCGUCCUUUACCCUUCCCCGCUACACCUGCCUCAGCCAAUCGUGGUCAACCGCACCGUCGCUAGCGACGACCGCGACCACCAUCAUCACCAUCACCAUCAUCAUCACAGGCCGGCAGGAAGCUCACAACAUCAGACAGCAUCCUCCAUGAAGUCAGAGCUCAGAGGAGACUCACACCCUGACCUCCACAAGCUAAUCAAAACAGAGCGUGCCCACGACUCGUACAACCAGGAAAUGACCUCGUCGGUCAUCAGCGUGCCACAGGCCUAUAGCGAUAACAACCCGUCUGUGAUCGUCCAUUCUGGGGGUAAUCACCCGAUGCCAGUCGAGUCUCCCGAUUCGAUGAAGAAGAGACGAAUCCACCGCUGUGAUUUCAACAGCUGUAACAAAGUCUACACCAAGAGCUCUCACCUGAAGGCCCAUCGCCGCACACACACAGGAGAGAAGCCCUAUAAGUGCAUGUGGGAGGGAUGCACGUGGAAGUUCGCCCGAUCGGACGAGUUGACCCGUCACUUCCGUAAACAUACGGGGGUCAAACCGUUCCAGUGUCCCGACUGCGAACGCAGCUUCUCCCGUUCGGACCACCUGGCUCUGCAUAAGAAACGCCACCUGCUGGUCUGAACGCAGCCCGUUGGAUAGCUGGUUCCAUACCACCUCAGACAGGGACUUAAACAUCCAUCAUCACUUUAUUCAUUCAUCCGUUCAUCCGUACUCAUCCUCCUCCUCUUCCUCCUCCUCCUCUUCCUCUCCACUCCUCCCCUUCUUAGUACCAGUGCUAGCUGUUGUUUCCUUCCCAGAAGGCAGAUGGUGUUCGUAGGCCCAGAUCUAGGAUCAGUUAAACCUCCAGACGGCUUGACCUUAACCAUAGAGAUAGACAGACAUCUUGACCUUAACCAUAGAGAUAGACAGACAUCUUGACCUUAACCGUAGAGAUUGACAGACAUCUUGACCUUAACCAUAGAGAUAGACAGACAUCUUGACCUUAACCGUAGAGAUUGACAGACAUCUUGACCUUAACCUUAACCUUAACCAUAGAGAUAGACAGACAUCUUAACCAUAGAGAUAGACAGACAUCUUAACCUUAACCAUAGAGAUAGACAGACAUCUUGACCUUAACCUUAACCAUAGAGAUAGACAGACAUCUUGACCUUAACCUUAACCAUAGAGAUAGACAGACAUCUUGACCUUAACCAUAGAGAUAGACAGACAUCUUGACCUUAACCAUAGAGAUAGACAGACAUCUUGACCUUAACCAUAGAGAUAGACAGACAUCUUAACCUUAACCAUAGAGUUAGAACGAGGACUCAACUUUGUACGGUGUCUGUGACGGCAUGGGCAGCACCAAUGAUCUCCAUUUUAAAGUAGUACAUAUUUUUUUCAUUAUUUUUGCUAAAUUUUUUUUUAAAAGCUCAUAUUUGUGAUUUACCGCCACCUGCAGGGCUGGAGUCCUGAACCACAUCUACUCUCUACUCUUGAUAUAUCUCCAAGCCAUUACCAAACCAUAACACCCUAUUUGAAGAAGAAGACAUUUCCUAUGCUCAAUAAGGCUGAUCGCUCCCAAAUCCCCAUAAGGAUUCCCUGCCCAGUUGACUACUUUAAAAUGGUGGAAGCCCUCAAUGCUCAUGCUAAAAAUGUUUUUUUUUUAAACGGGUUCAAUCCUUCCUUUGUACCUCUAUGACUUGAUCUAUUAUGGAUACAACACAACAGAUAGAAGGAUGAGACAGAUGUUUAUAUAUAUAGAGAGAGAGAGAGAGAGAGAGAGAGAGAGAGAGAGAGAGAGAGAGAGAGAGAGAGAGAGAGAGAGAGAGAGAGAGAGAGAGAGAGAGAGAGAGAGAGA